GGGGGGACGGGCCGGAGCUCCCCGGCAGAGACACACCCCAGGAGCCGGCCGCCUGCAUCCCACACGCACCAGCCUCCUCGAACUAUGCGGAGGAGUCGCUCGCUCCGGUUCCCGCUGCUCCUGCUGCUGCUGCUGCCGCCGCCCCAGGUCCUGCCCGCGGACCCCCGGACGCCCGCGCCGGUGAACCCCUGUUGUUACUACCCAUGCCAGCACCAGGGGAUCUGUGUCCGCUUCGGCCUUGACCGCUACCAAUGUGACUGCACCCGCACGGGCUAUUCUGGCCCCAACUGCACCAUCCCUGAGCUGUGGACCUGGCUCCGGAAUUCGCUGCGACCCAGCCCCUCUUUCCUCCACUUCCUGCUGACGCAUGGGCGCUGGUUCUGGGAGUUGAUCAAUGCCUCCUUCAUCCGUGACAUGCUCAUGCGCCUGGUACUCACAGCGCGUUCCAACCUUAUCCCCAGCCCCCCCACCUACAACAUAGCGCAUGACUACAUCAGCUGGGAGUCCUUCUCCAAUGUGAGCUAUUACACUCGUGUUCUGCCCUCUGUGCCCCAAGACUGCCCCACGCCCAUGGGGACCAAAGGGAAGAAGCAGUUGCCAGAUGCCCAGCUCCUGGGCCGUCGCUUCCUGCUCAGGAGGAAGUUCAUACCUGACCCCCAAGGCUCCAACCUCAUGUUCGCCUUCUUUGCACAACACUUCACCCAUCAGUUCUUCAAAACUUCUGGCAAGAUGGGUCCUGGCUUCACCAAGGCCUUGGGCCAUGGGGUAGAUCUCGGCCACAUUUAUGGGGACAACCUGGAACGUCAGUAUCAGCUGCGGCUCUUUAAGGAUGGGAAACUCAAGUACCAGGUAGUGCUGGGCUUGCGGAUGGGGCAGUGGGAGAGGCCUCCCGUGGUCUUCCCUGGCAGAGGAGGAGAGACAAUGAACCCUGGGAGAAGGUGCAGGCCAGGAGCAGACAUGGCCUCUCAUGUUCUCCUGGGAGGUAGACUUUGGGUCUUGAUAGGAGAUGGACAGUUCCAGUCUGCAUAUAUACACUGAAUUUCCCUCCAUAUCAUUUGGACACUAUGAUGUGCCUGGCGGAGGUGACUGAGCAGUGACCAUGAGAGUUAAUGGGCCCUGACCUCACAGGAACUCACAGCCCAUCAGGGUCCACACCCAAACACUAGGGUGCCAGCUUCUGUCUGCACUAGCACUAGAAAUAUAACGUGAACCACAUACGUCAUUAAAAUUUCUCUGGUGGUCACAUUAAGAAAGGUAAAAAGAAACAGGUGAAAUGGAUUUUAAUAAUUUAUUUUAUUUAACCCCAUGUUUAGCCAGAUUAUCAUUUCAAUGUGGAAUCAAUACAGAAAUUAUUAAUAAAAUAUCUCACAUUCUUUUUUUUUCAUGCUAGAUCUUUGAAAUCUGAUCUAUAUUUUAUAUUCACAGCACAUUUCACUUUGGAUGCCAACUUUUCUCUGGGGAUAUCCGAUCUGUGUUCAGAUUUCAUAAAGUUACAGCUGAAAAGUAGACUCACGGGCCCAGGUUGUUCUGAGCAUACUUAAAGAUUUUCCAGUUGCUGAAGGAUCAGUUUUCAAAUUGAAAUCUACAGUAAAUAACGUUACAGAUUCAGUUCUUCAUUCACACCAGCCGCGUUUCUAGUGCUCAGCAGCUGUAGGUGACUAGUGGCUGCCAUAUCGGACCUCACAAAUCUAAACAAACCAAAACCCAAGCAAAACGUGCUCUGCUGAAGCUUUAAGGCGAAGACCAGUACUUGGCAUGUAGUAGCGUAUUGAUUGACUGAAUGAAAAAGCUGCCAUAUUUGGAGACUUCUCACCCACUAGGGAGAAGCCAUGAGACAGCUCCCAGGAUGGGGCAGGCUUCCCUAGGAAGGUCAGAGAAAGUAAGAGCUGCAGGGAGGAUGAGGCGGAGUUCAGGAGGCCCAGAGCAGGGGAUGGGCUUUGUAGGCGGCCAGUGCCUGGACUUGGAGAGGAGAAGGCUCAGAGGGAGUGAGGGAAUUCAGGGAAGCAGGGCUGGCUGGCCCCUGAAUGACUGCGGGGCGAGGGUGGAGAACACCUCUGGGGCGUGUUUAGGAUUUCCAGUUUCUACCAAGAGCCGAGAGAGAACUUGGAAGGGUUUGAAGCCAGGGCACGAUACUAAAUUUGGGUUUUUGGUUUUUUUUUUUAAAGAUUUUAUUUAUUUGACAGAGA
Leptonychotes weddellii (Weddell seal) is the source of this 2186-nucleotide messenger RNA. RefSeq names its product prostaglandin-endoperoxide synthase 1 (gene PTGS1). Gene Ontology annotation, cellular component: neuron projection; cytoplasm. Lineage: Eukaryota; Metazoa; Chordata; Mammalia; Carnivora; Phocidae. Gene Ontology annotation, biological process: response to oxidative stress; cyclooxygenase pathway. Gene Ontology annotation, molecular function: heme binding; peroxidase activity; oxidoreductase activity, acting on single donors with incorporation of molecular oxygen, incorporation of two atoms of oxygen. The record is from RefSeq and is a predicted model, not a curated record.